AGAGCCACUCUGUGCGCCUCGUCCUGCUGAAACUGGCCGCUCGUCUCGCCUGCACCGUGUGCGAUGUAGUGCGCCUGCUAACUUUCCUCCUCCUCGUUCCCAACAAAUCGUGGGGCUUUACCGACCAGGAGGGCCUGAAGAUGAUCCUGUUCCGCAAGUUUCGGGUCCUAAUCCUGACUGUGUUUUUGAUCGCUUGUUCCAUGCACAUCAUGAUCGACUUGUUGCCCCGGCUGGAGGGGCGAGCCGCCGCCGGAUGCUCCUGCUCGCACACGCCCAGCGAGGAGCCGCGGAACUGGGGGCAGCACCGCAGCCGAGGCGCCGCUCCCGAGCCUCUCCAGCCUCACAAGCACACACUGCGGAUCCUUCAGGACUUCAGCAAUGAGCCCGGCUCCAACGUGUCCUCUCACUCUCUGGAGAAGAUCGGUGCUGCUGGGGAAAGAACAGGGACUCUGAGAAGGACCGCUGAUCACAGAUCCAGACUGGGUCCGGACAGGAGACAGGAGGUGCAGGUGGCGGGAGUCAGUAAGAGCGAAGCCGCCAGACGCUCCAGACUCAGCGCGCUGUUCGAGCAUCCGCUCUAUAAGAGACCUUUACCUGUCCUUACUGAACAUGAUACCCUGUUUAAUGUCAACACCGACAUCAGGUUCGAUCCCAAAGCCGCCGACAACCAGGACUGGCACGGGCAGCAAAAGGAUGGAGAGUACACUCCUGCGGGUGAGCAGUCCUUAGACUCCUACCCAAACUGGCUCCGUUUCCACAUUGGCAUCAACUGCUAUGAGCUCUACUCUCGCCACAACCCCGUCAUUGAUGCAAUGCUUAAGGACUUGCUUACACAGAGAAUCACCAGUGUUGCUAUGAAAUCUGGAGGCACGCAGCUGAAGCUCAUCAUGACAUUCCAGAAUUAUGGGCAGGCUCUCUUCAAACCUAUGAAGCAGACCCGGGAGCAGGAGACGCCUCCAGACUUUUUCUACUUCUCUGAUUUUGAGAGACACAAUGCCGAAAUUGCUGCUUAUCAUCUUGACAGAAUCCUGGAUUUCCGUCGAGUCCCGCCGGUGGCUGGUAGGCUGGUGAAUAUGACCAAAGAGAUUAAAGAUGUGACCAGAGACAAAAAGUUAUGGAAAACCUUUUUCAUCUCACCAGCUAAUAAUGUCUGUUUCUAUGGCGAGUGUUCAUACUACUGCUCCACUGAGCAUGCUCUGUGUGGAAAGCCAGAUCAGAUUGAAGGAUCUCUGGCAGCGUUUCUGCCUGAUCUGGCCCUGGCUAAGCGCAAAACCUGGAGAAACCCCUGGAGACGCUCCUACCACAAGCGCAAGAAAGCUGAGUGGGAGGUCGAUCCAGACUACUGUGAAGAGGUGAAGCAAACUCCCCCAUACGACAGUGGCACUCGGCUGCUAGACAUCAUGGAUAUGACCAUAUUCGACUUCCUCAUGGGAAACAUGGAUCGUCAUCACUAUGAGACAUUCGAGAAGUUUGGAAAUGAGACCUUUAUUAUUCACCUGGAUAAUGGACGAGGAUUUGGUAAACAUUCCCAUGAUGAAGUCUCAAUUCUGGCACCACUCAGUCAGUGUUGCAGAGUAAAAAAGUCCACUCACUUGCGGCUGCAGCUGCUGGCUAAAGAGGAGUACAAGCUAAGUGCACUCAUGCAGGAGUCUCUGCAGAGGGACUCGCUCUCACCCAUCCUCAUCAAGCCCCACCUGGAGGCCAUGGACCGACGCCUGCGCCUCGUGCUGCAGGUCCUGGCUGACUGCAUUGAGAAGGAGGGCUACAGCAGCGUGGUGGAGGACGAUAUGGUCUCUGAAACCACGGACAGAGUCGUGAAUCCACAGAGGUAGUGGGUCUACAGGAACUGUCCUCCCCGGGACUCAAACACCACCACAGCUCGAAAUACAAAGAACUUCUGGGAAGAGAAGCUCCUGAGGUUGACUUUACUGAAUUCAGUGAAUUCCAAAGACGUCCUCAAGCGACAGGCCACGUGUGUAGUGUCGGACAGGUACUUGUGGACGACAUGUAUAUUGCGGUAUAUUGUGGAUGUGCGUGUCCUAAUACAGUACAGCGGGGGGCUUUUAUCUUUUAUGGCAAAGAGGAACUGUGCAUUUUUUAAUACAAAGAGCUUUUAGUGGAGUGCAGGUUAGCUCCCACAUGUGUAUCUGCCCUAAGAUUAUUUAUUAAGUUUUAUAUUUAUUUUAAGUAAAGAUUUUGACAUGCUCAAGCUGGUACAGAGAGAGCAAACCUUAUUCAAAUUGCAGUAUUUGUACAUUUAGACAUUCCUGAUAUGUGCUGUUGGAUUAGAAAACUAUAAUCACUUUAUUAUGAAUAAAUCACGCCACAGUUUCCAUCUGUAAUCACUGGAACAUGUUUAAGAGAAUCAAAUGUUAAACUGUUACUGAUAUUAGUUGUGGGACAACCAGCAUUAACUGGGGGCAUCAAUUAUUUUUUUAAAAAUUGAAGUGUUUUUAAACUCAACAACCCAACAAAUUCAGCCUUUAAAGUCCUGCCAUAAAUACAAGCUGCUUAUGUUUUUACCAAAUUGACAUACAUCCUAUCCAAGCAAGUACAACCAUUCCAUGCUAAUUGGUUCCAAACUGCCGUCCUGUUUCUGUAUAGAGCUUGUGGCAGCCACAAAGACUGCUGUUAUGUUCAGAAUUUGAGAAAGUAAGGGCAAAAAUCUUCUGAUACAAAAUCAUUGUCCCCUUCCUUCAUUUAACAUACAGAAUGCUGUAAAAUAAUCAUACCAUCACAUAAUAAGCAUUAGAGGUGAAUCCUUUAAAGGAUCGUCGUUCAUUGCACAGUAGACAAAUUGGGUGCUAGCUUGUAGAAGUAAGUGUUAAUUUUGGUAGUGUUACUAAGCUGUACAUGAUCUGAACCUUGGUGAAGGGGGUUUAUUAGGGUAGGAUAAGGGUAGGACUCAGCUUGGAACGACAACGUUUGUAGUUCCAGUUUCAAAUUUCACAUUACUGCACUUAGUCAAAUUGGUCCAUCAACAUUGAGGUACAUACUAUUUCAUAUAUAUAUAUAUAUAUACAUAUAUACACUGUAUAUACGACCCAGGCAUAACAUUAUGAGCACUGACAGGUGAAAUGAAUAACACUGAUUAUCUCUUCAUCAUUGCACCUGGUAGUGGGUGGGAUAUAUUAGGCAGCAAGUGAACAUUUUAUCCUCAAAGUUGAUGUAAGAAGCAGGAAAAAUGGGCAAUGGGAUUUGAGCGAGUUUGACAAGGACCAAAUUGUGAUGGCUAGACGACUGGGUCAGAGCAUCUCCAAAACUGCAGCUCUUGUGGGGUGUUCCUGGUGUGCAGUGGUCAGUAUCUAUCAAAAGUCGUCCAAGGAAAUUCCCCAGAUCUCAAUCCAAUCGAGCAUCUGUGGAUGUGCUGGACAAACAAGUCCAAUCCAUGGAGGCCCCUCCUCGCAACUUACAGGAGUUAAAGGAUUUGCUGCUAACAUCACGGUGCCAGAUACCACAGCACACCUUUCAGGAGUCUAGUGGAUUCAAUGCCUUGACAGGUCAGGGCUGUUUUGGCAGCAAAAGGGGGACCAACACAAUAUUAGGAGUGGUCAUAAUGUUAUGCCUAAUGUAUAUAUAUAUAUGGUGGUUCGAGAUGGAGCCAGGGGCCCUUAUCAGCGGAGAACAUGUUACCUGUGGUAGGAAUUAAUUUUAUCUUUUGCGAGGCUGAAACUGUUCAGUUAAACACUGCAGUUCACAGAUUAGACUUAAGAUCAAUAUGAAGUUAGAAUCCUCAGCUGUGUUUACAAACUGAUGAACACAAGGAUUUUUAUCAGAACAAGCUGUCAUAUAUGAGAUCAUUAUGGAGAACAUACCAGACUGUUUCGCUCAAGACAUUGUUUAGCUUGUUUUAUUGAUUUUAUGGCACUGGACAUUAAAAGUGCACAGAAUGCCGGAAAUGAUGGGUAUUAAAGGAAAAGCCUUUGGGCAUAGUUCCUGUUCGCUUUCACAAAUCAGCUAUCAAGAAUUGUUGUUAUGAGAUCAUGUCUUUCUCCCUAAUGCCUAGUUCACACUACACGAUUUUUGCCCUGAUUUUCGCUCGCCGACUGGUCGGCGCUAGAUUUGCCGGCUCGGGAGCAACUCAGCGUUCCAAACUCGGCUCUCAAUCGCUAUGUGUGAACUACGCAACAACUCGAUCCGAGCGCUCGGCGACCUAAGCGCGAUUUCUAGCUUGUCAGAUAUCUGGAUCUGAGUUGCCCGACUGGCAAUGAGUGCGGUGUAGAACAGCCAAUGAGAACGCAAGAUACGGUGUGAGGGCAAAAGCAGGGGAGGAGUUGUAAACAGGUGGGACAGGGGCAUAAUAUAGUUUAUAUCAGAAUACAUCGACACACACACACACACAAGUUUUAUACAGUAUUUCUACAAAACAUAACACCAACGCUGCAUUGCAACAAUCCAUGCUGUUCUUAUUUUUCCUUCUUGAUUUUACGCUGCACAUCAGCACACAAACUUUGAUCGCUCGCUUAUUGUUGACGUGCAUUUUUGGACGUGGUAUCAUUAAACCCCUCAUCACUUCUCGCAUUUGUUUUCGUGACAAAACGUAGUUUGGGAGACCAGAGAAGCUCACCUGCAAUUCCAGUUGGUGAUAGAUCGUGUAGUGUGAAACCCCCCAUCGCCGAUUAGUCGUGUAGUGUGAAAGCCACACCGACUUGAAAGACUCCCGAUUACAAUAGAUCCAGUUGUGUAGUGUGAACUGUACAGCAACCUGACGACUUGGAAAGUCGUGUAGUGUGAACUUGGCAUAACUCACUCAUUCGAUAUUCACUCAUUCAAUCUUCCCCUGGUUUGAUAAUUUGAUCUGACUGAGUUGGAAUAUUUGACUGGGCUUUUUAACAGGAGCUGGAACAAUUUUGUCAUGGUGUCUGAAAACCCAACAUUUCCAGUUCAUGACCUGCAGUCUCCAGAGCUACGUUUAGCCGUGCAGUCUAAUUAAACUAGAGGAGAAGCUCUCAGUCACUGGGUAAACGUGUCUAAUAAAAAAAAAGCUUCUUUAUUUGACCAAAAAACCUUACAUAUAUUUGUGUUUUUAUUAAAUUCUUAGUUGCAAAGAUGGUUACAAUUUUUUAAAUUUUUUAUGACUUGUGUCUUUUAAAAUCACAGCUUUAACAUUACGUAUGAACUAGCAUUACUAGGAGUUGAUGCACAUUCAAAGAAAGCAGAAGUUAAAAGUGCACUAGAGCGUUUUCAGUAACCGCUGGACGAGAUUUGUACAUAUAUUAUACGAAUCCAUUGCCUUUGUAAUCGUAGAAAUACUUGAAUCUAUGGAUUCAGAUUAAAUGGGUUACGUGACUAAAGGGCAUCAAAUUGCCAAAUAAAGGUAACUUGGUACGUUCACUGUACAUUUUAUUACAGUUUUCAGUUAAAGGUUUUACUCACACAUUAAAUGCAUACAGGCUUUUUCAUUGUACCGUUUCAGUAGAGGUUUUCUUUUUCAAGUGCAAUAAACAAAAAAAAUGCUGCA
This is a messenger RNA of Trichomycterus rosablanca, 5461 nucleotides long. It is a transcript of the gene fam20cb, whose product is annotated as FAM20C golgi associated secretory pathway kinase b. Gene Ontology annotation, molecular function: protein serine/threonine kinase activity. Gene Ontology annotation, biological process: enamel mineralization; protein phosphorylation. NCBI's taxonomy places the organism in Eukaryota, Metazoa, Chordata, Actinopteri, Siluriformes, Trichomycteridae. The transcript has 10 exons. The coding region runs from base 141 to 1832 and encodes 563 amino acids. The record is from RefSeq and is a predicted model, not a curated record. Gene Ontology annotation, cellular component: Golgi apparatus.